CUUUGUUUCACUCAGUUAUAUCAUCACUGGAGAGCACCUCGGAAUCCAGCACCCCGCUUGGGCGAUUCUGAGCGAUCCUCACUCCUUUACCUAAAGAAUUUGCGCCAUGCCGGCUCGACACCCUGGCCGUUCACCUUCUCCCGUCCCGCCAACUCUACCCACUUGGCCUCCUCAGGUCUCUCAAGAACAACACGAUCACCUAUUGAACCUGGGUACCACUUUCGCCCUUUCACAUGGCUUCACACUUCUUCCUCCGGACUCUACGACUCCUCCGACCCACACGUUCAGCGCGCCGUUGAGCUUGUUCCCCACUCCCUUCCCUAGAGGUCUUUACGAGUGGGCGAAGGAUCUUCAGCCGCUGUACAAUGGAUUGUAUGCGAGGAUUGCUAUGGACUGGGAGUUCCUCGACAGAGUGAUGGGGGGUGUAGCCAAAGUAGACAGCUUUCAAGGCGAGCUCUGGAGGGGAUGGAAGAGCUGUCGAGAGGACCUUGUUCAGCCUCUACAGCUUGGCGUGUUCAGGUCCGACUACCUCCUUCAUCAGACAUCCGGUGCUGGGCCUCUUGAGCUGAAACAGGUCGAGUUCAACACCAUCGCUUCUUCUUUCGGAGCCCUAUCUCAGCGGGCAGGAGAGAUGCACAGAUAUCUGUGCAAGACGACAAACUACUUUUCCGCCUCGUCCUACCUAUCCCUUCCUAAUAUGCCUCAUAACCUCUCUCUCCGUGACAUUGCGGCGGGUCUAGCUGAUGCUUGGAAGGCGUACGGUCGGGAAGACGCUCAGAUCCUCUUCGUCGUGCAGGCCGGUGAAAGGAAUGUGUUUGAUCAACGCUGGCUGGAGUACGAAUUACUUGAGAGGCAUGGCAUCAAGACCAUCCGACAUACGUUUGAGCAUCUCGAGGAUUUAGCUCAGAUUGAUCGAACGACCAAACGCCUGCUUCUCCCUUCACAACUCGAGCCUUCCGCUGCCCCGACAGAAAUCGCCGUAAUCUACUAUCGUUCAGCAUACACUCCUGUCGAUUACCCGAGUCAUGCCGAGUGGACAACCCGAGUGCUACUCGAACGAUCAAAGGCCAUCAAAUGCCCUUCUAUGGCUUUGCAACUAGCCGGAGCCAAGAAGAUUCAGCAAGUCUUGACUGAGCCCGGGGUCCUGGAGUCAUUCCUCUUUGGCCCUGAGAGACCGGACGUAGGAUGGGGCAAAGGAGCGGGGAACAUUGGCCAACGAGCCGCGGAUGAACUCCGAAAAACUUGGAUCGGGCUCUGGCCGUUGGAUCAAUCGAUGCUUGGUCGGGAGGCUCUCGAGAUGGCUUUGAAUCAACCAGAGAGAUUCGUGAUGAAACCACAGAGAGAAGGCGGAGGAAACAACAUCUACCGGAACGAUAUUCCACCUGCUCUUGCAGCCUUGGAUGAUCAGCCUCGAAAGUCUGGAGAAGCAGAUAAGAAGGAGGGAUACAUUCUCAUGGAGUUGAUCACGCCGCCUCAAGGGGUCAGUAAUUGGUUACUGAAAGGCGGAGAGAGUAAAGCCAGAAAGGCGGAUGUGGUCUCGGAAUUGGGCGUCUAUGGAGUGAUGCUGUUUGUCGACGAUCAGGGCCGCGAAGUGAACGAAUCAGGUGUGGAAGCGGUCAACAAGGCGGCUGGGACAUUGUUGCGAACCAAGGGGAGAGAGAGCGACGAGGGAGGUGUGGCAAUAGGUAUCAGCUCAAUUGAUAGCCCGCUGCUGAUAUGAGCGUGAGCGUCUCCAGUAAUCGUGACGUGAGCCAUUGUAGAAAGCGCCAAAUUGCAUAGAGCAUAGUCCCUUGUCUCGAC
Messenger RNA from Kockovaella imperatae, 1800 nucleotides. RefSeq names its product putative glutathione synthase. NCBI's taxonomy places the organism in Eukaryota, Fungi, Basidiomycota, Tremellomycetes, Tremellales, Cuniculitremaceae. The record is from RefSeq and is a predicted model, not a curated record. Gene Ontology annotation, biological process: glutathione biosynthetic process. The transcript has 6 exons. Gene Ontology annotation, cellular component: cytosol. Bases 107 to 1720 code for a protein of 537 amino acids. Gene Ontology annotation, molecular function: glutathione binding; ATP binding; glutathione synthase activity.